AUGGCAGAUGAGAGGUGCGGAAUAGGGCCAAAUGUGCCCAUCAAGGGAAGCUUAGAAAAUCAAUGUUCAUUGAGUAGCAGCAGCAACACCAACAAUGAUAACAACAACAACAACAGCAGCAGCAGCUUGUCGAUCGCGACCGUGAUCGCGACUUACAACCACCAUAACAAUAAUAAUAGCAACAACAAUAAUGGCAGCAGCAGCAGCUGUGGCAACAACAGCAACAAUAACAAGGAACAGGAUCGGUUUCUCCCGAUCGCAAACGUUGGAAGAAUUAUGAAAAAGGUGAUUCCAGGAAAUGGGAAAAUUUCAAAGGAUGCAAAGGAAACGGUUCAAGAAUGUGUAUCAGAAUUCAUUAGCUUUGUCACUGGAGAAGCCUCAGAUAAAUGCCAACGCGAAAAGAGGAAGACCAUCAAUGGAGAUGAUAUCAUUUGGGCCAUCACAACUCUUGGGUUUGAAGAUUAUGUAACCCCCUUAAAGCAAUACCUUAGCAAAUAUAGAGAGUUAGAAGGAGAAAAGCUUAAUGUUCCAAAACAGCAGCAGCAGCAGCAACAACAACAGCAACACCACCAACGCCUACAAAACCAUGACCAAAAUCCAAUUAUGUCACCUUACCAUAGUGUAUAUUCUUCAACAAAUCUUCUCUCGCAGCCACCAUUUGUUCCAAGUGAUCAACCGUUUGCUUUGCCGUUUUCUCAAAGUUCAAUUCAGACUCAAUUACCACAGCAAGAACAUAUUGACUCCGUGGGACAUUGGUAAAAAAAAAAUUUUUUUGGUUUUUUUUUGUGUUUUUACUUAUUUUAAUUGUAAUUAAGAUAAUAUUGAA
This is a messenger RNA of Coffea arabica (coffee), 826 nucleotides long. Its product is annotated as nuclear transcription factor Y subunit B-7-like. The record is from RefSeq and is a predicted model, not a curated record. Gene Ontology annotation, cellular component: CCAAT-binding factor complex; nucleus. Lineage: Eukaryota; Viridiplantae; Streptophyta; Magnoliopsida; Gentianales; Rubiaceae. Gene Ontology annotation, biological process: regulation of transcription by RNA polymerase II. Gene Ontology annotation, molecular function: RNA polymerase II cis-regulatory region sequence-specific DNA binding; protein heterodimerization activity; DNA-binding transcription activator activity, RNA polymerase II-specific.